Wasmannia auropunctata (little fire ant) is the source of this 7223-nucleotide messenger RNA. RefSeq names its product S phase cyclin A-associated protein in the endoplasmic reticulum (gene ssp3). The record is from RefSeq and is a predicted model, not a curated record. The transcript has 15 exons. Lineage: Eukaryota; Metazoa; Arthropoda; Insecta; Hymenoptera; Formicidae. The coding region runs from base 359 to 5260 and encodes 1633 amino acids.
GCAGGUUCAACUCCACGACCAUCCACGACGUUCGACAGAACGGUGGUCUCAUCGUCGUCGUCGGCGGCGGCGAGCAGUGGCGCGUUUCAUGCGACCGCACGGGCCGCAGCUUCUCGACGUCGUCGCGUCAACGUCGCUUCCCCGCGACGCUGACACCGCGUUCAUCUCCGAGUUUGCAUACGCGUUGUAAUAUAACCUCGGGCGUGAUGGCACUGUCGUAGAGGGUGUCGUUACGAUGCCAGUGCGACGAUCGAGUCCUCGGUCCUCGAGUCACCCGGGGACAACCUCGCGCGAGACCGUCCGCUCGCGCGCGAAUAUCCGUCGCUCUUAUCUUAUCCUGUAUUUAUAAAAAAAAAAAAUGGCAGACGUCAGGUUACUCAUCCAAGAGGAGGGUCGCGCGGCCAGGAACUUGGUAGCCUUCAACGUGCCCGUUGGCACGAAUAACGUAGAGAAAAUUACGAAGAAACCGCCCAGCGUGCCGAGGCAAACGCAGUCGGGCUCGACGAAGCGAUCCAUGAAACCAACCACGAGAAUAAGAUCUGCUUCUACAGGUCGUGAUAAGAAAUCUGAAUUACAGGCACGCUACUGGGCGUUUCUAUUUGGAAAUUUACAAAGAGCGGUCGACGGUAUCUACCAAACGUGCGAGGAGGACGAAAAUAUCUCCGAGUGCAAGGAAGUUAUUUUGGUGCUCGAGAACUACACCCGGGACUUUCAUAAUUUAAUAGAAUGGUUCAAAGUUAAGUGGGCCUAUGAAAAUUCGUCGCCGCCGCUACGACGGACUCCGCUGGCCUGGGAAGUCCGGAAAACGUCUCCUUGUCGGAUAUGGAAUUCGACCGUGAUACCGAAGUCCACUAGUCCCCUGCAGAGAGCGAGUCCGACGGAGUCGGUGUGCAGGAGUCCGAUCGAUCAGAUCAUAUGCGAGGACAAGCCGAUCGUGACGGACAAUAAAGUUAAUCACGCUAAAGAGGAGUUCGUCCAUAAGUUGUUGAAGGAUAAUAAGAACAACGUUUGCAAGAAUUGCUCUUCCGAUAUCAAGGAGAAACGUAGGAACGGUGGUGCAGACAGGGCGGGAAAUCAAACGGCGAGUAAGGAGAAAUCCACAUCGACGAAAGCAUCGAACAAGGUUCCCGUGAAGCAAACGGUGCAAUCGAAAACGAACAGCUUUGUGGAUCGCAGGUCGUUAAACGACGGGGUGACGUACGAUUCGAAGAGCAAGAUGGACGUUAGAAAUAUGUCUAAGCAAACGAAGGACUGUUCGCACAGCAACGCUGCGAAGCUAGUUGAUUCUAAUUUAUCCGGGGAGAAACGAGAAGCGUGUAGAGGUGAUCAAGACGUUCAGUCGAUCUCGUGCGCUAAUUGUGAACUUGUGCAAAAGGAGUUUAACGGCGUGAACGUUAGAGACGGGAGGACAGACGGGAGAAGUGUGGACAGCAAAUUAUCGUGUAAUAACGAACUGGGAAAGAAUGAAAUCAAUGCCAAAGUUAAAAAAGAUAGUAAUAGAAAGUGCGAAAGCAAUUGCGUCAAUGCUGAAAAGUUAGAUACGAAGACGGCCGUUGUUCAGAGUACUUCAGAAAAGGUGAAUCAGGUUAAUUGCCAAACGAAUGAACACCCUCACGAAAUUGGCGAUGAAUCGAAUACUAAAGAUAUUCAGGAUACGUCAUCUAAUAACACGAGCCCCAUGGUGAUUAGCACAAACCGACCUGCCUACUCAACCGUGUCGCAAACAAAAAGAUCCAAAGUACAGUCGUCAACUUCAUCCGAAACUCCAAGGUUUAUUAGAAGUAAAACUUGUUUAAGUGAUAAGAACUUACCUGCCUCAAGUAAAAGAAGGCCCGGAACGUCGGUUAUUGUGAGAGGACGGUUUCAAACUCCUGAAAAUAAGUUAUCAGAACAAAACACUUUGAAAAAAGAUCAAAACAGGGACAUGAAUGGAUCAGUAGAAGUUUUAACCAAGCAAACAGUAUCUCCAAAGAUAAAAGACGAAAGUGAUGGUUGGCAAACAGUAAGGAAUCGCUGUAGAAGAGGGAGCACUCAUAACUUGAAUAUGUCUACACGCUUUCAUAAACCGAGUACUGCUCUAUCCUUGCCAGCUUUGUCAAUAGAAAGUCCGUCGGAGAAGCUGAAGAAGACUAGUUAUACUCCUGACGGAAACAAGCAAAAGAAAAAAUGUAUUGUAGGAAAAACUGGGAAAAAUAUGAAUAACGAGGUUGAGAAAGUUAAAGGGGAAUACAUAACGUCCACGAUUAAAAGUAAUUUCGAGGACACGCUUAAAAAGAACACGUUAAAUUUGUGCGACACUAAUUCGACGUCAGUGAUCGCAGCUAUCUUUAAGAACGACGCGGAAUUACUUGAGAAACGUAUACAACAGUUUAUGACCGCUCAGGCAGAGAGAGAAAGAAUUAUCUUGGAGGAAGAGAGGAAGACGGAAGAGGCAGAUUCUCAAAGAUCUCAGCAGCUGUCGGAUGAGGAGGCGUCUCUAAAACGACAAAUUUUGGAGUUGGAGUCCACUGAAAUUGAUGUUGACACCGAAACAGACGAAACGGAUGGCGAAAUGGUCCUCGAAAUGGAGGACGAGCCUGCAGUACCGCUCAGUGCCGUCACUGACGAUAUUAGUUUAGAAGAUAGGUACGAAAAUAUGUUGGAAGGCAUGUCUUGGGCGGAACGUGUCGAUACUCUGGCACAAUUGCGUGCACUCGUAGCUCGCCAUCCCGGCCGUGCCUUGGAGCUUCAUCAGAAACUUUCGUCCCCGUCGCGAAAAAGAUCGCUCCCCGAAACACUGAGAAGAUAUCAAGCGAAGCAAGCCUGCGCGCAGCACAAACGUCAAAAGCUGCUUAUGGAGAAAUCGCAACGGUUGCGAGAACUAUUGAACAAGGUGGAAGACGUCAAGAGUGCGAAGAAUCAAUUAAUAGAGGACAAGAGGAUCAGAAUGGAAAUGAAACUUAAAAGAGCGGAGGAAAACAGGACGCAACAUUUGUUAGAGAUAGUGAGGAAGGCACAUGAUGAAGACUCGAAGUUGAAGGAAAUAGCUUUCAUCAAUGAACUGGAGGCACAAAAUAAGAGGCACGAUUUUAUGGCGUUAUGUCAAGAACAAGAAGGGAGAUUACAGGGUAUUCAAGAAGAACGUCAACGUCGACAAGAGGAGAAAGCUGCCAAAGAAGCUGCAGCUGAAGAACGCCGAAGGGCCUUGGAGGCGGAGCGGCAGUUACGAAUACAAAAAAUGAAACAGGCACGACGAGAGCGCGAGGAAAGGGUUGGCAAAAUGCAGCUCGAGAGAGAAAAAGAACGACAAGAACUGGCGAGGGAAAAGGCGCGAGAUCGCGAAGAACGUUUGUCGGCACUUCAUGCCGCGCAACUGGCUAAUCAGGAGGAGCUGCAGAAGAAAAUAGCGCAAAAGCAGCAGGAAUCGGCUAGGCGGCAUGUGGAGAACAUCGAGCACAUUCGGCAGCGCGCGGUCGAGUCGUCGAUUUUAAGAUCGGAGGAAGUGCCGCCCACUCUCAAGUCGUAUCCCGCUCAGAAACAGUGUUCUCUAUGUGGCACGAUCAUAUCCAACGAAGUGCAUCUUCUAAGCCACUUGAAAGGGAAGACGCAUCUUGAGGCAGUGCGAAGCGCGCACGAUAAUCGCGAGCCCUCGCGGGACGAACUUCAGCGUUUCAAUAUUGCACAGAUACGGGACGUCCCCGUCAACGUGGUUAAUAAUAAUAACGCCAAUAGCAGCAAGGCUGCGAAAGAGAAGCAAAAAGCGCUGAAACGCCGAUGCAGGAAGAUAAAGCAGCGCAUGAGCUCGCGCGGGCAGGAAUGGGAGGACAAGCACAAAAAUGAGACUAAUCAAAAUUUGUCCGUCGAGUCGGCGAAUAAAGCCAAAUUCCGGCGCAAUUUGAAAGAAUUAGACAGAUUAUAUAGUAAUCAUUCCAAAUCAGCGUGGACAAACAUAGCAUUGGCCACCUUGGAACGCUGCUUAGGGGAGAUUGCUCGAGCAUUCUCCAAAUCGUGUCCACUUGAUCAGGAUACUUUUAGGUAUUCGAACGGAUUUGACACUUUAACGAACUUAUUGAAUUUAGGCUUAAAUACGCAAAAUGCAUCUCACAUUUUACCGAAUAAAGCAAUUACAUCGCUGUGCCGAGUUUACAAGGCAGCGAUCAGCGGAAACACCGAGAGCACAGAAGCUAUUUUGUUAAGCAACAAAAUUCUUGUUAUUCUGGAUCUACUUCUGCAACGAUUAGAGACUCUGACUAGUCUCGACGACCACGCUCAGACGCAGGAUGUAUCCGCCAAUUCAACUGGAAACGGUACAGUAGCCGCCAGCGCGACGCAAUUGCUGUGCAGCCUGAUCCCUGAAGAGCCCUUUGAGAAAACGGUCUUGCAGACUCGCGUUCAAGAUAUUGCCGGAUAUCUGGUAGCCAGCAGCUUAGUGGAUCGCGUGUCACGCCACAGUCGGGCCCUGAUCGAGACGGAUUUUUUUCUGGAUCAGGAGCAUGAGUCGUCGUUGCUGGUAUCGUCUUACAAUCUUCUCGCGCGUAUCUGCAGUCAUCUGAGGAGGUCCGUCGAUCAAGAGCCUGUCAGCGUGCACGGCGAGGGCGGUGGAGGCGGCGGCGGUGUCGAGCAGACGAGCAACGAAUCGCACUUGUUGUCGACUUUGUCGACGACCGAGGCGUCGGGUGCGAUCGGCGCUCUUUACGCGGCGGUCGCGUACGCGCCGCAGAAUCAGAAGAGCGCUUCGCCCACCCCCAGCCAGACGUUCACGAUCGCCGUGCGGACCCUGGCCAGCCACGGCCUCAGGCUCCUCAAAUCGAUCGCGGAACUCGAUCUCCGGACGCUACAGAGCUUCCUGGGCGCCGAGGGCACGAGUCUGCAAUGGCGGCUGACAGCGAGCCACCUAAUAACCCGACUGUCCCGCGACUCUUUGUCGGACAAACCGGAGGUGGGAUCUGUGCCGAAUGCAAGCGGUAUUCACAUCCUCUCGGAAUUGUUCGCGGUGCUCGGGUACUUCGCCCUCAACAAUCCGGACAAUCAGCUGGUUCUCCAAUCGGCCGGCGCGGGUCCCAGCGUCCUCCAGCAGCUGUGCACCCUGCCGUUCCCGUUUUACGGAGAUCCCAGAUUGAUACCGUACACGUUGCCAGCACUUUUGGCCGCUACCCACAGCAAUUCGGAGGCAAUGGCGAUAUUGUCUUGCGAAAUGUCGUACGAGUUGCUGGAGCAGUACAGGAAUUCGGACGAAGGUAAAUUAAAUCCUUUGGUGCGUUUGCUAAAGGAUAACGCCUAGUCGCUGACCACUAAGCAUACUUUCGUAUGUUUCGCUAAAGGUUUGAUUAGUUUAAUUCUGUUUCUUAAAGCCUAUCAGGCAUUAAAGUUUGCGCGUAAUCAUUGAUGGAAUCAUCGAUGGGAUCGUUAUAAGCAAAUAACCGCUUAUCCGAGGCGAGACAAGAGAAAGAAAUAAAGACGAGAGAUUGCAUCGAGAGGAUGCAAUUCGUAUAGCCGUCCGUAUCUGAUGAUCGCACGAUCAGAAGGAGAUUGAAUCUCGAUAACGGUAAUUCCUUUCUAAGUGAAUGUACGCGCACGUCUCUCCCUCUGAGAAUGAAAGUCAAUUUGAGAGUUAAAUUUACUCAGAAGUAACGCGAACAAGGCGAACGUACGUGUACUUUAAUUUAAGACCGGUGCUUCCCGAACCAUUUCAGUCGCCUAUUCACGUCUUUGCGACAUACAGACGCGGAAUACACGCGUGCAUAUUCCGCUUCAGCCUCGCGAUUUGCAUCGUUUCGCUUCUAUCCUUAGAGUCACUGGAUCUUUCAACUGUAAAUACUUUUUCUUUUUUUUAUAUCAAUAUAUCGGAUUUGAUUUAAUUCUGCUGUACAAAGUCACGCGUAUUAUAGAAUUGUUUGAGACGCAUUUCGGGAAGUACGAGUAUUUCAAGGUAGCAAUACUUGUCGAGAUAUCGGAAUAACAAGGAGAUUACACGCGCGCGCGCGCGUUCGUCAAAUCGCGAAGGAGAUUACGAAGUUAUACGUAUUUUACAUUUUCGAAUAAUCGCUCAGCUGAGGAAACCAUUGUUUUGUUGAAAACGUAAUCGUAUACGCGGAACAGUUUAUUCCCGCGCAUUAGUACAGCGACUUACGGUCGGAAUUACCUGUCGGCGCGCCUGAACGAAUGACGACAGGGAAACAUCACGCCGCGACGGUCGCUCUCUCCCCAGUACUUUAGGGCUUGACUAAGUAGGUAGUCGAUCGAAGUUAUCGCAAUGCACUCUCGUGAGUUAUCGUCUCGAAUAAUAUAUUUUUACGUACGUUCGGUAAACUCUUAGAAAACGCGCAGAGCUCGACAAAGUUUCCUUAAGUUUCCACCCCCCCCCUCCCUCCCCGAUUUAUGAGGGGAAAGCGAUGCGCGCCGGGCACUAUCGUAUCCUAAAUUCUAUAGGAUUGUGUCGUAUAGAUAAAUGUUGACUUCCGUCGAAUUUUAAGGAAGGUGUGUAACGUGUUGGAGGGGGACGUAAUGAAGGAUACGCGACGGCGGCGAGGAGAUCGAGUGAAACGCGCCGAGAAUACAUCCGUGAAUCUAGUCCUUGUAACAUUAUAGUGCAGAUCUUUACAUUUGCAAUCGUCUAUGUAUCUCGUGCUGUAUAUUUUUUACUACCGUCCGUUUCCACGCGUGUGCCAAUCCGCCGUGCAAAGAAUGCAGUGUCUUCAAAUGGGCCUUUUGAUCAUAUAGUAAUCGUCGCGUGGCACGGCCCGAUAGAAAUAAAUAUAUGUAUAGGAAGAUAUUCGUGCGUAUGUUAGCCACGUAAACUGUACACCCGGGUACUAAACCGCCCGUUUUUUUUUUUUGUGGCAAGUUCGAAUUUAUGUUGCGCUCGUUGUCGCGCAUUCGUUACGAGAAUAACAAUUUUCAAGCGUUUCACAAAUAAAAAGAGUCGAAUUUAGGAGACAUUUUAUAGCCGAGCGAGAUUAUUCAAAGAAUAAUAUUUAUCGUUCGAAACGACACGUAGAAGGAUAGUCGAUUGUAUUUAUUUGUUUAGUAUUUGUUUAGGUACGUGGUACGAGUUUCGUGGCUGCAACAGAUGCAUUCGUGCAAUGUCCUGCCAAUGCAAUUUAUAUUUAAGUACUAUACUAAUGUACGGAGUAUCCCGAAAAAUGCAAUAGUAUGGCAGUAUUUUCCAUCGAACUUAUAUUUCAAUUUUAUUGGACGUUUUUUUUUUUGCAAAGUUUUGAUCGUGGAUAUAAUUUAUAAUCUUC